GGGUGGCACGCGGGGCACUCACAAACAGGGCGUUCAGCCCCCCCAGGACACUCCUCAAAGAGGUGCUGCCCUGUCCCCACCACUGUCACCGUCCCCGCGGGGUGUGGUGAGACCCCCAUUGCUCCCCAAGGGCACACAGGUGGUCCCGGCAGGGGAGCCCACUCCCCCCACAGGGUUUGGAGCACGGCCGGGUUGGAUCGGGGCUGGUCUCAGGGCUCCCUUCGCACUGUUGGGAGGAAUGGAGAUUAUGCUACAGAGUGGGAAUGCUGCAGGAAUCAGCAGAGCCCUGAGCACCGGUUACUGCCGCCUGUGCCACGGCAAGUUCUCCUCGCGGAGCCUGCGCAAUGCCUUCGGGAAGGUGCCCGUGCUGGGGGAGAACUCGGAGAAGCAGCGGCGGGUGGACCAGGUGUUCUUCGCCGACUUCCAGCGGCUGGUGGGCGUGGCGGUGCGGCAGGACCCCGCGCUGCCACAGUUCGUCUGCAAGAAAUGCCAUGCCCAGUUCUACAAGUGCCGCAGCGUCCUCCGCACCUUCAUCCAGAGGGUGAAUGCCUCGCCCACGGGCCACGCCAAGUCCAAAGGAAAGAGCAGUGGGGUCCAGGCGCAGCCGGGUAUGGAUGGAGGUGCCUCCUGCCUGGUUGACCUGAUCACGUCCAGCCCUCAGUGCCUGCACAGCCUGGUGACGUGGACGCACGCGCACGCCGGGAGCUGCGCCUCGGUGCCGGGGCUGCGCAGCGUGCUCUCCUCCGAGUACUGCGGCAUCAUCCGCGCCGUCUGGGGCUGCGGGGACGGCCACGACUACGUCAUGGACACGGACUCGGACUGCAGCUCUGUGCUGCUCGACAACGCCUUGUCCGUCAAACGGGAGUGGAGCAAGGGCACGGCACAGCAGCGCUUGACUGACAACGGGGCCGGGGCGGACAAUGCUGAGGCUGUUCCUGCUCCCAAAGCCCAGCAUGCUCCAGUAAGGACAGCUCCUUGCCAGCAGCCUGCCAGCAGAGGGACCACGGCGGUGCCACUGAACGUGGAGAACGAGCCUCCACAGGACAAGGAUGCGUCUCCCUCGCAGCUGGACGGCGCGGUCUCCGUCCGGGAACAGGCCCUGCCACAGCCCGUCUCACCGCUGAGUACUGCCACAGGACAGUUGAGUGGGAAGCAGGUUCUGUCUGCAACGUCGGAUGAGCGGGUAAAAGACGAGUUCAGUGACCUUUCUGAGGGGGACUUCUUGAGUGACGAUGAAAGUGAGAAGAGAAACGUGCAAUCUUCAGAUGACUCCUUUGAGCCUUACCCCGAGAAGAAGGUUUCUGGCAAGAAAAGUGACAGUAAAGAAGCAAAGAAGGCGGAAGAGCCCAAAAUAAGGAAGAAGCCAGGCCCUAAGCCAGGCUGGAAAAAAAAGAUCAAGUGUGAACGGGAGGAGCUGCCCACCAUCUACAAGUGUCCUUACCAGGGCUGCACUGCUGUCUACAGAGGGGCUGAUGGCAUGAAGAAACACAUCAAAGAGCACCACGAGGAGGUGCGGGAGAGACCCUGCCCUCACCCUGGUUGCAACAAGGUGUUCAUGAUCGACCGGUACCUACAGAGGCAUGUCAAGCUCAUCCACACAGAGGUACGGAACUAUAUCUGUGAUGAGUGUGGGCAGACCUUCAAGCAACGCAAACACCUCUCGGUCCAUCAGAUGCGGCACUCGGGAGCAAAGCCCCUGCAGUGUGAGAUCUGUGGGUUCCAGUGCCGCCAGCGCGCGUCCCUCAAGUACCACAUGACCAAACACAAAGCUGAGGCCGAGCUGGAGUUCGCCUGUGACCAGUGUGGGAAACGCUUUGAGAAGGCCCAUAACCUCAACGUCCACAUGUCCAUGGUGCACCCUCUGACCCAGACUCAGGACAAAGCCAAGCCGCUGGAGCCAGAGCCCAUCCUCCUCCUCACUACUUCAGGGACUGCAGAAGGCCAGGCAGUGAAGCCAGAAGUGACUGCAGAGCCUGAGCCCACCUGAGGGGACGGGGAUGAGGUCCCAGCCCAGCCCCGUAGAAGCCGUACGGCAGUGGAGAUUUUUAAUCUACAUUUUAGUCUCCCAAAGAACUCUGUGGAAUUAGCUUCAGCUUGCUCAGAAAAGGCUUGUUCUCAUGCAGUGAUUUCCAUGCUCACGUCUGAUUCAGCAGUGUUGUACUAAGAGUGUCUAAUCCCAGGGGAAGGGACGUUGGUAGCAUCCCUUCGUGUCCCCAGCCCCACGCACACGUUGUAGAAACCAAGUUGGCCACAACUGUUCCCUGCCUGCACAGAGGUGCCCCCCGGGGCUCAAGGGGGACAGAGGACAGUGGGACAACUUUAAGGAGACAUUUUGGAAAAGAAGAAAAAAGAAAAGGAAAAAAAAAAAACCCAACAGAAUUACGAGUCCCAAAGCAAGUCCAAACUGAAAAUUUGUAACCUACUUUUUAUUGUAACAAGAGCUUCAUGGUUAUGCUUGUAAUAAAUUAUUUACGAAGUAAUUUGAAAAAAUA
This is a messenger RNA of Cinclus cinclus, 2492 nucleotides long. RefSeq names its product zinc finger protein 276 (gene ZNF276). The transcript has 11 exons. The record is from RefSeq and is a predicted model, not a curated record. Bases 239 to 1987 code for a protein of 582 amino acids. Gene Ontology annotation, cellular component: kinetochore; nucleus; chromosome. NCBI's taxonomy places the organism in Eukaryota, Metazoa, Chordata, Aves, Passeriformes, Cinclidae. Gene Ontology annotation, biological process: regulation of transcription by RNA polymerase II. Gene Ontology annotation, molecular function: chromatin insulator sequence binding; zinc ion binding; transcription coregulator activity.